Messenger RNA from Penicillium verhagenii, 1251 nucleotides. It is a transcript of the gene sur2, whose product is annotated as sphingosine hydroxylase. Lineage: Eukaryota; Fungi; Ascomycota; Eurotiomycetes; Eurotiales; Aspergillaceae. The record is from RefSeq and is a predicted model, not a curated record. The transcript has 2 exons. Gene Ontology annotation, molecular function: oxidoreductase activity; iron ion binding. Gene Ontology annotation, biological process: lipid biosynthetic process. The coding region runs from base 1 to 1251 and encodes 416 amino acids.
AUGGCUGCCAACGCGUCGGUCGCCUGGGACCUCCCUCCCCUCCCGAGUUACACCCUCUCCGUGCGGCAACCCGUGCUCGCCCCCAUCCCCGACAAUGUCUUAGCCCUUACCCUGCCCAUCAUCGCGUACUGGGGCUUGUCUAUGGUCUAUCACUUUCUAGAUGUUUACGGAUACUUCGAACAAUAUCGCCUACACACCCCCGCCGAGGUAUUGAAACGGAACCGCGUUACCCGAUGGGAAGUCGUGCGCGAUGUCAUACUGCAGCAAAUAGUUCAGACAAUCGCCGGCAUGUCCGUGGCCUAUUUUGACCCCGUGGAAACCGUUGGUAGGGAGGAUUACGACGUGGCCGUGUGGGCGCAACGGUUAAGGCUUGCCCAACGAGCCAUACCCCCCAUGUUUGCCCUGGUCGGCGUGGACGCGGCCGGUCUAGCCAAGUCAAUGUCUCAAAAUGGUCACACCCUACUAGCUGGAGCUUUGGCUGGAGGCUCUUACCCGAAUUUGAUGCAGUCGCUUAUUCUUGACGGCGGUGCCGAGGUAUCCGCGCCCGCUUUUACCCAUUGGGAGAUGGCUUUGGCAAGCUUCAUCUACUGGUACUUUGUUCCGGCUCUUCAGUUUAUGCUAGCAGUCUCCAUUGUCGAUACUUGGCAAUACUUCCUUCAUCGGGCAAUGCAUCUCAAUAGGUGGCUCUAUGUAACUUUCCACUCCCGUCACCACCGACUGUACGUUCCUUACGCAUUCGGUGCUCUGUAUAAUCACCCCGUGGAAGGCUUUCUUCUAGACACAUUUGGUACCGGAAUCGGUUUCUUGGUUUCGGGAAUGACCAACCGACAAGGCAUGUGGUUCUUUACCUUGUCCACCAUCAAGACCGUGGAUGAUCAUUGCGGCUACGAAUUCCCUUGGGACCCGCUGCAGCACUUCACUUCGAACAAUGCUGCCUAUCAUGACAUUCAUCAUCAGAGUUGGGGCAUCAAGACCAAUUUCUCCCAGCCCUUCUUUAUCUUCUGGGAUCGAUUACUUGGCACACAAUGGACAGGGGACGUCACGUCUCGCUACGAGCGUUCCCGAGAAACUGCUCAAAAGCAAGUGGAUUUGGACGCCGUCAAGGCUGCUGAGCUGGCCGAGGAAACCGAGCAUGAACCAGCCGUGGUCUCAUCUGAUGGCCCGGCCAGUAGGACCCGUCUACGCCGUAAGACUGUUGACAGUUUAAAAGGGCCGGGUCAUGGUGUCCCCGGCAGUGUUCUCCACAAUUAA